Messenger RNA from Peromyscus californicus insignis, 855 nucleotides. RefSeq lists its product as uncharacterized. The coding region runs from base 1 to 855 and encodes 284 amino acids. The record is from RefSeq and is a predicted model, not a curated record. The transcript has a single exon. NCBI's taxonomy places the organism in Eukaryota, Metazoa, Chordata, Mammalia, Rodentia, Cricetidae.
AUGUCUGGACGCCAGGUGAGUCGAUCCAACACUUACAGCCGCGUGAGCCAUCCCAACAACACUUCCAUUCCUCCCAGAACUCCAGGCUGGACCCAGUGCUCCAAUACGAACAACGGCAAGGACCUGGGGACCCGUUUCCCAAGCGGCUCUGAGUUCAGCAACGCCAGCAGCUACUCCUCUGAGCAACCCUUCAACCCAGUCCCCGCAAAUCUCCCUGUGGGGAGAAUCUGCAUGGGCCGGCCCUACGACUCCAGGUUUGUAGAGACAAGUCACCUGGUGAAAGACCCCAAGGUGGUCAAAAAGCCCACUUAUCAACGUAGCAACCCUCAAUGCCUGCUCUGCACAGACCGUCCAUCACGCCCCCCCAGCCCUACCUUCCUGGACCAGCUCAUCAAAGGCAUCAACUACCUGGACAGAUCCACCAAUGUUUUCAGCAACAACUACCCCAAAGCUCUGAGCUUGCCUCAGUUGGCUGCCACCUACCUGGAACGAGCUGCCAACUCACUCUACCUGGACCCGAUGGACCAUGUCCCAUCCCGCAGCUAUUCGAGUCCUAACACUAACACGGUCACCACCUCCAAUCAGUCUCCAACCAACACCUGCUUGGUCCCUUCCAUUCGGGACACCAACACUCUGCAGCGCACUAGUGGCUCCACUAGCUUGAGCUGCCAACACCAGCCUUACAACCAGAGCUUCUCUGCCGAGGCGCCUCAGAGGCCAGGCAUAAAACUGCCUGAGAUCCCUCUGUUUGGCAAUGGGCUCUUUUCCUUAGGUCGUCUGCCCAAGUUCUGGGAAGCAAUCCGCUCUGGAUUGAAUGCCCCUGAAUCCACCUCUAAGCCCUCGGGCUGGUGGUGA